Marasmius oreades (fairy-ring Marasmius) is the source of this 1338-nucleotide messenger RNA. RefSeq lists its product as uncharacterized. Bases 1 to 1338 code for a protein of 445 amino acids. NCBI's taxonomy places the organism in Eukaryota, Fungi, Basidiomycota, Agaricomycetes, Agaricales, Marasmiaceae. The record is from RefSeq and is a predicted model, not a curated record. Gene Ontology annotation, molecular function: 5'-flap endonuclease activity. The transcript has 9 exons.
AUGGGUAUUCGUGACUUGUGGAAGAUUGUCAACCCAGCUAGCCAAGAAACCACUCUCACCAAAUUAACAUGGGAUUUCUGGACCGAGAAAGAUCGUCCUAUGAUUAUCGGUGUUGAUGCCAGUAUAUGGCUCUUCCGCUCUCAGACCGCUAUCUGUGCUUCCGGUUCCCACUCACAGCUAGGACCAAAUCCUGAGCUUUCAAUUAUAUUCCACAAACUGAGCUUUUUUCUAAAGCUACCAGCUGUUCUAAUCAUUGUGUUAGAUGGCACAUCUAGACCCAAUAUCAAGAGGGGAACGAAGGUGAAGAAGGCUCCACACUGGAUGGUGAAGGGACUCAGAGAGCUCGUUGAAGGGUUUGGUUAUCAUAUGCAUCAGGCUCCUGCUGAAGCCGAAGCCGAAUUGGCAACAAUGAACAAAUGUGGAUACAUCGAUGCAGUGUUAACGGAUGAUAGCGACGUGCUGGUGUUUGAUGCACCGUUCAUUAUACGAAACCCCGAAAAAAAUUCUAAAGACCCUGAUACCGUUUCGACAUAUAAUAUCGUUGACAUCAAUUCAAAUGCAGAGACGCCAAUCAUGAAGAACGGUCUUCUUCUCUUUGCGAUUCUUCGAGGUGGCGACUAUGACAUGGGGCUUCCUGGAUGCAGUACAUCAAUAUCAUACGCACUUACCAACACAGAACUGGGCAUGGAGCUGGCUUUCCUUGCUGAGGAGGAGAGUGAUAGUGCCGCUCAAUAUCUUUGUCAUUGGCGAAAGAAACUGCGACAUGAGAUCGAAGAGGACCCCCACCACUUCAUCGGACGGAAAUAUAGAAAGUUGGCCGCUACAAUCCCACCAGAUUUCCCCUCGAUUCGUACUAUCCGAUCUUAUACACAUCCUCAAGUCUCCAAUUCGUUUGCAGGAGUCUUGAACCUUCAACUUCCCGAUGUACCCAAGCUUAUAGAUCUUGCCAAAAAGCUCUUCAACUGGAAAUCCUCUGGUUCAUUAGCUACCAAAUUUCGGGUUAAGAUAUUUGAUGCAUUUUGUAUCAGAAAUCUUCUUGUACCUGAUUGCUACACUUCAACUAUCCCGGUUGUCACUCUUUCAAAUGCAGCGCGCCCUCGUUCUAUCCUCAACGUCAAAGCCGAUAAGAAAUCACCGUCUAUCAUCUUGUUCUCAGUCAGUUUCAACAUCACUGAGCUGGCGAAAUUGUACUUGAUUUCUACCUAUCUUAGUGAUCUAGCAAGCACACGGAGGAUGACCGGUACUGCCAAGAAGAAACAUCAGUUGGCUCAAGCAGCUCUCUCUACUCUUAGACAGUCACAUAUCGUUGAUCUGACGUUGUUGUCGGACAUGGAGUAA